GCCGAAAACCGUUGAAGCCGUUGAACCUGAGCCAGAACCAGUGACACCCACAAAAAUGUCCAAGAAAAACAAAAAUAAAAAGAAGCAGACACCUAUUGUAGUUGAGACUCCGGUUGAGAUUGUAAAACCCUCGCCAAAAAAGAACAAAUCCAAAACUGAGAAGUUGAAUGCCUUAAUUUUGGAGGACAUAACUACCCCAAGCAGGAAGAGUAAGGGGGAUCAUGGCAAUCAUCAUAAACACUCCAGAAAUGAUAGUGUUUCUGAAGAAAGUACAACCAGCAGUCCCAAAAAGAAGCACAAGAAAGAAAAAAAGCACAAAAUUCCAGUAAAGGUCAAAGAUGAAGAAAGUGAAGAAGAAGCCAUGUUUGAUGAGCUGAUUCCACCAGUAAUAACUGAAGAAAAUGGCGAUCCUGAGGCAGAGAUUGAUUUGUUGGAGAUUCCAAAAGCUGACCUGCAAUUACUCUUAAAUGGUAUUCAAAAAUUGUUACCAGAGACUGAAAGUAUCACUCCUAAGGCCAGAACUAAAAAACUGGACUGGGAAAAGGUUGCAUUUGGUGACUACACAGCUGAAAGAUGCGCAAAGAUCUGGGACGCAAUCCAGAAACGACAAAGACAGUAUCGCUACAUGUCUGAACCCUGGCGAAGCGCAAAAAAAAAGCCACCAAACAACAUCCCGAUUUUCCCAAGCGACCUAAAUCUGCUUUCCUUCUAUUUCUCAAAGAUGCUAAAGCUGACAUUAUGCGCGAGACGAAAGACGCGAAAAUCACAGAAAUCGCACGCAUUGGUGGUCAAAAGUACAAACAACUUUCCGAAGCGGCUAAACAAUGCUACUUGGACCGUGCUGCCGUAAGCAUGCGCAAAUACGAACGUAAAGUCGAACAAUUCUAUGAAAAACAUCCACAACUCAAGACUGAAGUGGUCCAAAAGUACCCAGGACCAAAGAAACCACGCACUGCAUUCACACUGUUUCUGGAAGAC
Molecule: messenger RNA, 978 nt
Organism: Dalotia coriaria
Lineage: Eukaryota; Metazoa; Arthropoda; Insecta; Coleoptera; Staphylinidae
Exons: 2
Coding region: 56-850 (264 amino acids)
Source: RefSeq, a predicted model, not a curated record